AUGGGCAGCAGCAGAAGGAAGGUCAUCUGGGUUCUGUGCUCGCUGCUGCUGCUCCUUGAAGCCAGUUCUGCCAAGAGUAUUUGGAAACGGGCACUGCACGCGAGGCUGGCUGAGAAACCCCAUGCCCAGGAGGCCGAUGGCCCCUGGCAGCCCCGCACGGACCGCUGCCCGCCACCCCCGCGCUCGCUGCCCCCCGGAGCCUGCGAGGUGGAGCCCUGCCAAGCGCACACCCAGUGCCCGCAGCGCCAGCGCUGCUGCCAUAAUGGCUGUGUCUACACCUGCCUGGAGGCCGUGCCGCCCCCGCCAGUUGUAGAUUGGCUGGUAGAGCCGAAACCUCGGUGGCUUGGUGGCAACGGCUGGCUCCUGGAUGGCCCCAAGGAGGUGUUACAAGCGGAGACCUGCAGCACCACAGAGGACGGGGCGGAGCCACUCCUCUGUCCCUCAGGCUAUGAGUGCCGCAUCCUGAGCCAGGGCGACAUGGCCAAGGGCAUCCCCAACCGCGGGGAGUGUGUCAAGCAGGGCCCAGCAGAAGAGCCAUCCCAAAGACAUCCAGUUCACAAAAAAUACCCAGAGGGAGACACCAAGAACGUGGCGGAACAUGGAAAAGGCCGACGGAGGCACAUGGAAUAA
Pipistrellus nathusii (Nathusius's pipistrelle) is the source of this 630-nucleotide messenger RNA. NCBI's taxonomy places the organism in Eukaryota, Metazoa, Chordata, Mammalia, Chiroptera, Vespertilionidae. The record is from the annotation of a GenBank genome assembly.